UCAUCAUCAUCAUAAUAAUAAUAGGUUGAAUAUACACUUAGACAAUGAACAAGGAAGAGCAUCAGUUGGCUAUUGCACUCUUCUAAAAAAUGCAUCAUGCUGCUGUGACUUGGAGUGCACCAAUCCUGUUACGUCACUGCAACAACAUCCUCAUGAUUUCCGACUUCACAAAUCUCAACACUAACUACUUGCCACCUUCGCAGUCGACGUCUACCCUCGAAAUGUUCAACUCAAAGCACAAUGAUGAGUUUCCAUGGCAUCUGGGCGUUUAUGACGCCCAUUGCCAUCCCACGGAUACAAUGUCGUCCCUUCAAACGAUUCCACAAAUGAAAGCAACGACUUUGACGGUCAUGGCCACUCGUGGAGAGGACCAGGACUUGGUCCUCGAAACUGCGCAGUCAUUCAGCAAGAAGGAAAACGCAUUUUCAGGCACAGGACCAGGGUCUGUCCUGCCAUGCUUUGGUUGGCAUCCAUGGUUCUCACACCAGAUCAUAGACGAUAUUACAGAUUCUGCACAAUCUGCCGACCUUUCGCCCGAUGACAGAAAGACACAACACUACAAGAAAACUCUUACGCCGGCUCCCGGAGAAGACUUCAUCGCCUCCCUACCAGACCUCAAGCCGCUGUCGCAGCUGAUAGAAGAAACGCGAUCACGCCUCAGGGCCUGUCCCAAUGCCCUCGUGGGUGAAGUUGGCCUGGAUCGCGCAUUUCGGCUGCCAAACGCAUGGACACAAGACGAACAGCAGAAGCGCGACGAGAACAUGACGCCCGGUUCACGGGAAGGCAGGACACUUUCCCCUCACCGCGUGCAGCUGAACCAUCAAAAGGCUAUUCUAGAAGCGCAGUUACGUCUUGCUGGGGAGCUAGGGCGACCAGUUUCGGUGCACAGUGUCCAAGCACAUGGGGCGGUGUUUGAUCUGUUCAAAAAGCUCUGGUCUGGCUAUGAAAAGAAGCAGGUGUCGCGGCGGGAGAAGCGCCGCCAGCAGAAUGAAAGCGAUACAGCAGUGGACAGCGAUGCGGAAGUCAACCCGCAGCAACCGGACCAAGCCAAGGCCCACGAGAACCCACUUCCUUUCCCACCUCGAAUUUGCAUGCAUUCUUACUCGGGGCCUGUGGAGCCGCUGAAGCAAUUUUUACACCCGUCGAAUCCAUCUGUCGUGUAUUUCUCUUUCUCCGCAGUCAUCAAUUUCAGCAACCCUUCAUCCCAGAAAGUCAUGGAUGUUAUCAAGAGCUUGCCGGAUGACCGAAUUCUCAUAGAAAGUGAUUUGCACACUGCUGGCCCGCAGAUGGACGAGUUAUUGGAGCAGAUCAGCCGGCAGAUAUGCAAGCUUCGUGGUUGGACGUUAGAAGCGGGUGUUCAGCAAUUUGCAGACAAUUGGAAGCAUUUUGUAUACGGUUAGAGCCUGACCAGAUGUGGAUGGAGAUAUAUG
Molecule: messenger RNA, 1430 nt
Organism: Aspergillus saccharolyticus JOP 1030-1
Lineage: Eukaryota; Fungi; Ascomycota; Eurotiomycetes; Eurotiales; Aspergillaceae
Product: TatD family hydrolase
Exons: 1
Coding region: 90-1400 (436 amino acids)
Molecular function (GO): hydrolase activity, acting on ester bonds
Source: RefSeq, a predicted model, not a curated record